AUGUCGAAGCUUCCGCCUGUUGUUAUUGACAAUGGUACCGGCUACACCAAGAUGGGGUUCGCUGGAAACACAGACCCGCAGUUUGUCAUCCCGACCGUCAUCGGGCUGCCAAACAAGUCGCGCUACGGCAUCGCGUCCAAGCGCGGCAUCGAGGAUCUGGACUUCCACAUCGGUGACGAGGCGACAAAGAACUCAAAGGCGUACGGUCUGGACUACCCGAUCCGCCACGGCCAGAUCGAGAACUGGGACCAUAUGGAGCGCUACUGGGAGCAGAGCAUCUUCAAGUACAUGCGGUGCGAGCCCGAAGACCACUAUUUCCUGUUGACCGAGCCGCCCCUCAAUGCGCCCGAGAACCGCGAGCAGAUGGCCGAGAUUUUCUUCGAGUCGUUCAACGUGCAGGGCAUGUACAUUGCGGUGCAGGCUGUGCUUGCACUGGCUGCCAGCUGGACCGCCAAGAACUCGCAGCAGACGCUGACGGGAACCGUCAUCGACAGUGGAGACGGUGUCACUCAUGUCAUUCCCGUCGCCGAGGGCUACGUGCUGGGCUCCAGCAUCAAGCACAUUCCUAUUGCUGGCCGCGACAUCACCGGCUUUGUGCAGCAGCUGCUGCGCGACCACGGCGAGACCAGCAUUCCGCCCGAGGACUCGCUGGAGAUUGCACGCCGCAUCAAGGAACAGUACUCGUACACGUCGCACGACAUGGCCAACGAGUUUUUGAAAUUCGACCAGGAUCCGGUAAAGUACUACCAGCAGUUUGACGCCGUCAACAGCGUCAACCAGCACACGUACAAGGUUGAUGUUGGCUACGAGCGCUUCCUGGCGCCCGAGGUGUUCUUCAACCCGGAGCUCGUGAGCUCGGACUUUUUGACGCCCCUGCCGGAUGUCGUCGACACUUGCAUCCAGGUCAGCCCCAUCGACACCCGCCGCGGCCUGUACAGCAACAUUGUGCUGUCGGGCGGCUCGACCAUGUUCAAGGGCUUCGGUAAGCGUCUUCAGCGCGACAUUAAGCGCAUUGUCGACGGCCGCAUCAAGAAGAGCGAGGACCUGAGCGGCGGCAACUUGCAGGCGCGGCCUAUUGAUGUCAAUGUCAUUGCCCACAAGAAGCAGCGGUAUGCUGUGUGGUUCGGCGGCAGUAUCAUGGCCUGCACCGACCAGUUCUACCAGUUCAGUCAUUCCAAGGCCGAGUACGAGGAGUACGGCCCCAGUAUCUGCCGUCACAACCGCGUGUUUGACUCGCUGGCCUAA
Messenger RNA from Linderina pennispora, 1245 nucleotides. RefSeq names its product putative actin-like protein 3. NCBI's taxonomy places the organism in Eukaryota, Fungi, Kickxellomycota, Kickxellomycetes, Kickxellales, Kickxellaceae. Gene Ontology annotation, cellular component: actin cortical patch; Arp2/3 protein complex. Bases 1 to 1245 code for a protein of 414 amino acids. Gene Ontology annotation, biological process: Arp2/3 complex-mediated actin nucleation. The record is from RefSeq and is a predicted model, not a curated record. The transcript is spliced from 2 exons. Gene Ontology annotation, molecular function: actin filament binding.